GCGCAGACGACAACAGAACAUGAGAAGAGAUCCGACGGUGGCACGACACUCACACUGCCGUCUUACCUGUAUUAAAACACUCAACUCAAAUCGCGCCAAUGUCGCACGUGUGAAAAAGCUUAAAAAAAACGAAAAGCUUUUUCCCACGUUCCCUUCUUCAAAUGAAAAUCCCCCGUCCCCAUUCCAUUUGGAAUUCCCACGGCCAAAAGAACUUUGACGACCUCACAGCUAAAGCUUCACCCGUGCAAACGAAUAUCAUUCUUCACUGUUAAGAACUUCUAGGGUUUCAUCGUCUGCUUCAACUUCAAGGGAUUUUGGGGUUUUGGAAUCUGGAUCCGGCUGCGAUGAAUUUGGACGAUCUUAACAAGGUGUGGGAAAUCAAAGCCCUGAAAAAGCCUGGAGAAGAUGAAGCGAGGAAGAUUCUAGACAGGAUAGCGAAGCAGGUCCAACCCAUUAUGCGUAGACACAAAUGGAGGGUUAAGAUUCUUUCCGAAUUCUGUCCAAACAAUCCGUCUCUUCUGGGGUUGAAUGUGGGAGGCGGGGUGCAUGUGAAGCUGAGGCUUCGGAGGCCUAACAGAGAUUGGAAUUUCUUCCCCUUUGAUCAAGUUCUAGAUACAAUGCUUCAUGAGCUUUGCCAUAACGUCCAUGGCCCGCACAAUGCCAGCUUCUACAGGCUUUGGGAUGAACUUAGAAAGGAAUGCGAGGAGUUGAUGGCCAAGGGAAUAACAGGCACUGGGGAAGGCUUUGAUCUUCCUGGGAGGCGUUUGGGUGGCUUCUCCCGUCAGCCUCCCCUCUCAUCUCUCCAUAAAACUGCACUAGCGGCUGCAGAAAAGAGAGCACGUUUGGGAUCUCUUCUGCCAUCUGGACCCAAACGUCUUGGUGGUGAUAGCACUAUUAUGGUUGCACUUAGUCCGAUACAAGCUGCCGCAAUGGCUGCAGAGAGAAGAUUACAGGAUGACAUCUGGUGUGGUUCUCAGUCUUGUGAAGCUUCUGGGGAUGAAGAAAGUAGCUCUGAUAUUUUGCAGAACCUUGUAGAUAUGGAGCAAAUUGGGGGAAGCUCAAGGCUAGAGGGUCCUAAGAGUGCACAUUCCGUGGAUGCAAUCUCCCAGAAAAGAAAUCGGGAAUCAGAUCGAAGUUUGUUUUAUCAAUCUUCCAAUGAUCAUUUGGAAUCCAAUUUGGAUGCUUCAACCCCUGGGUCCAUGCUUCACCAUGACAAUAGAUCUCAAAAAAGAAAUUGCAAAUCAGUUAACACUUCAUUUUUUCAGUCUACUCAUCGGCAAGAAUAUGGAUGUACGGAUUUACCCAAUCCCUCUUCUGAGCCUGGGCAUAGUCGUGAUACAAUACCUGCUAGAACACUGAAUCCAGAGGAACCUCUUAUGUGGGAGUGUGGAACAUGCACUUUGUUGAAUCCUCCAUUGGCUCCAAUAUGUGAGCUUUGUAGCACGCAAAGGCCUAAAGAUAUUCAUAUCAAGUACAAAAUAUGGCCCUGUAAGUUUUGUACAUUGGAAAACAGUGUGGAGUUGGAGAAAUGCUCUGCCUGUGGUCAGUGGAGAUACUCGCGUGGAGCACCUGUGUCAAUGCCAGCACCGAAUGUUGGUACUUAAAGAGGUACAAUUCCAUUGGCCAACAAUCUUCCGUGUGCUCUUUUUCCAAGUCAAUGCAAAAGCAGAAAUUUUGCCAAUAUACUUUUUGAUCAAGUUGUUAUGGCCAUUUUCUUGGGAAUGAGAAUUAAGAAUGUCCUUAUAUUCUCAGGAUCGAUUCUGCGCAUCUGCUUUCAUAUUUUGCUUAUUAAUUUAUACUUAUUUUGGUA
Molecule: messenger RNA, 1810 nt
Organism: Carya illinoinensis
Lineage: Eukaryota; Viridiplantae; Streptophyta; Magnoliopsida; Fagales; Juglandaceae
Exons: 4
Coding region: 345-1604 (419 amino acids)
Source: RefSeq, a predicted model, not a curated record